Messenger RNA from Beta vulgaris subsp. vulgaris (sugar beet), 820 nucleotides. RefSeq lists its product as uncharacterized. Lineage: Eukaryota; Viridiplantae; Streptophyta; Magnoliopsida; Caryophyllales; Amaranthaceae. The transcript is spliced from 2 exons. The coding region runs from base 174 to 590 and encodes 138 amino acids. The record is from RefSeq and is a predicted model, not a curated record.
UUCAUUUUGGAUCAUUGCAAUGAUCCGAUCAAUGCUCUUUUUCCCCCUUUUUUUUCUCUCUUCUAUUCUUUUUAUUACUUUUUAUACAUUCUCUUCUCAUCUAUAACUUUGAUCAACCAAGGAACAUACUCUAAGCAUCAAUCCAGCUUCUUAUUAAAAACUUUACACCACUUAUGGAUACUUUUCGAUCUACAAUCAAACUGUCACUUUUAUUCUUCAUGUUAGUUUCUCCUAUAAUUGUUUUAAAUGCGUUAGAUCACGUACAAGGAAAUGUUGACAACUUUAUUGUUACGUCUCUUUAUAGUUCUUGGAAUAAGGUGAAAUUUAUUUUGCAAGAAGCACAGAAGAGAUUUUUACCUCCCAACUUGGAUUUCAGAAUCCAAGAGAAAGCAGUCACAGAGGUUGAAAGAGAGAAUUCAAGCGAAAGAAUAAAAAUCGCAGCAAAGAAAAGCUUGGAAGAAGGAGAGGCAACGUUGGAGAAAACAGCCGAAUCGGCUGCCACAGUGAUGGAAAAGGCAGUACAUAAGGCAAAGGAUACGGUGGAGCAAAAACUGUCUCAAGGACAUGAAAAGGAUGCUGAUGAACUCUAGAUCACUUUACUAUUACCAUUUGUUCGCGACUAAAAUUGUAUUAUCGACAUUAUUUAUGUUACUCCCCGCGUGUUUUUAUUAACGCAAUACUUUGACUUUUACACUCUAUCACUGUAAAAGCUAUGAGAAGUUGUUACUUAAAUCCAGUCAAAAAAAAAAAAAGUAGUUACUUAGAUAAAUAUUCAUAAAGCAGCAUCUAACAUAAUGAAUAAUGCUCAAACGAAGCAUAG